UUGCUCCGACUGUGGACUGAUCCGGUGCCCAUCUCUCCUCUCUUUCUCUCUCUUCCCUCCGUCUUUGGCUGUAGCGACCGCGGGAGAGCUCGCUGAGCUGGAACCCCACAGAUCACCCGUUAAAAUGAAGGCGGCGGACGAGCCGGCCUACCUGACCGUGGGCACGGACGUCAGUGCCAAGUACCGCGGUGCCUUCUGUGAGGCCAAGAUCAAAGCCGUGAAGAGGCUGGUCAAAGUCAAGGUACUCCUGAAACAGGACAACACUACACAGCUGGUGCAAGAUGACCAAGUAAAAGGCCCUUUAAGAGUUGGAGCUAUUGUUGAAACAAGGACAGCCGAUGGAUCCUUUCAGGAAGCUAUUAUCAGCAAGUUGACAGAUGCUAGUUGGUAUACUGUGGUGUUUGAUGACGGAGACGAGAGGACACUGAGACGAACUUCGCUGUGUCUGAAGGGGGAGAGGCAUUUUGCAGAGAGUGAGACACUGGACCAGCUUCCAUUAACAAAUCCAGAGCAUUUUGGAACUCCAGUAAUUGCGAAAAAGACGAACAGAGGAAGGAGGUCUUCUCUCCCUGUUACUGAGGAUGAAAAGGAAGAAGAGAGUAGUGAGGAGGAAGAUGAGGACAAGCGUCGUCUCAACGAUGAAUUACUGGGGAAAGUUGUGAGUGUGGUGUCCACGGCUGAGAAGACUGAAUGGUAUCCUGCUUUGGUAGUGUCUCCCAGCUGUAAUGAUGACGUCACAGUAAAGAAGGAUCAGUGUUUAGUCCGGUCAUUUGUUGAUUCUAAAUUUUACUCAAUAGCAAGAAAGGAUAUUAAGGAAGUAGACAUUCUCAGUCUUGCAGAAUCUGAGCUCUCCAGCAAACCAGGGCUGCAGAAAGCAAGCAUCUUCCUCAAAACCAGAGUGGUUCCUGAUAAUUGGAAAAUGGAUAUAAGUGAGAUCCUUGAGUCAUCAAGUAGUGAUGAUGAAGAUGGCCCAAGGGAAGAAAAUGAAGAAGAGAAGGAAAAGGAAGCCAAAAAGGAAGAGGAAGAGGUGCCCGAGGAAGAACUUGACCCUGAAGAGAGGGACAGCUUCCUCCAACAGCUUUAUAAGUUUAUGGAAGACAGAGGUACUCCAAUCAACAAACCACCUGUUUUGGGCUAUAAAGAUCUCAAUCUGUUCAAACUCUUCAGACUGGUUUAUCAUCAGGGUGGAUGUGACAAUAUUGAUAGUGGUGCUGUAUGGAAGCAAAUUUAUAUGGACCUUGGCAUUCCUAUUUUGAAUUCAGCUGCUUCCUACAAUGUAAAAACUGCUUAUAGAAAGUAUCUCUAUGGUUUUGAGGAAUACUGCCGUUCUGCAAAUAUUCAGUUUAGAACUAUUCACCACCAUGAACCGAAAGUAAAGCAAGAAAAAAAAGACUUGGAAGAAUCGAUGGAAGAGGCUCUAAAGGUAGACCGAGAGAUGCCUUCGGUGGCGGUGAAGAGUGAACCCGAGGAAAACGUUGAUCCAAACAGCGAGAGUGAAAGGGAAGAGGUAGAAUUAAAAUCUCCAAGGGGCCGAAGGAGAAUCACUCGAGAUGUAAAUUCAAUUAAAAAGGAAAUUGAGGAAGAGAAAGCAGAAGACAAAUCAAAAGACAAUGAUACAGAAAGUAAGGAUGUAGACGCUGACUCUGACACCAUGGAGAAAAAAGAAGCUGAGCUGUUCCUGGGGAGAAAAACCACACCAAAGCCAAAGGAGAAGAAAAUUAAAAAGCAAGAAGAUUCCGACAAGGAUUCGGAAGAAGAGGAAGAGAAAAACCCAGAGAGGGAAGACACUGAAAGCAAAUGCGACUCCGAACUGGAGGAAGAUGAGGAAGACAUGGAGCCCUGCUUAACAGGAACCAAAGUGAAAGUAAAAUACGGACGCGGCAAAACUCAGAAGAUCUAUGAAGCCAGCAUUAAAAGCACGGAAAUCGAUGAUGGAGAAGUUUUAUACUUGGUGCAUUACUAUGGAUGGAAUGUCAGGUAUGAUGAAUGGGUGAAGGCUGACAGGAUAAUCUGGCCUUUGGACAAAGGUGGACCAAAGAAAAAACAGAAGAAGAAAGCAAAAAAUAAAGAAGACGGUGAGAAGGACGAGAAGAGGGAUGAGGACAGACAGAAAUCAAAACGGGGGCGUCCGCCAUUAAAAUCAACACUGUCACCCAACCUGCCGUUUGGAUUAUCCAAGACGCCCAACAGUGAUGGAAAGUCAGACUCUUGUUCAUCAGAUAGUGAAGCCGAAGAUUCUUUAGAUAAGAGUUUGAUAAAUGAAGAACUUUCUCUUGAUAUUAAAGAAGAAUUAGAGAAACAGGAACACCUGAAUGAUGAUAAGCUCGAUGAAGAAGCUCCAAAGAUUGCCGCCCAUAUGUUGAAAGAGACUGACAGGACUCAAUUGCGGCCUGUAGAAUCCCUGAAGUUAGAAGUUGGAGAGAAUGAACAAAUUGUGCAGAUUUUUGGAAACAAAGCAGAAGAAAUUAAAAGAGAAUCAGAAGAAAUUAAGAAAGAAGCAGAAAAAUCUCCCAAAGGAAAGGGAAGACGUAGCAAAACAAAAGAUCUGUCUUUGGAAAUUAUAAAGAUCUCCUCGUUCGGCCAGGAUGAUGCUGGAGGUGAGCCUCCUGUUGAAGCUCUUAGUCUGGAAUUGUCCGCAUUAGACAGUAAAAACUUGUCUUCCGCUGCAGAAGAUGAAAUUGAUCAAAGUGGCAAAGACAAAAAGUUGAAACGAAAAACACUAGGACAGUCAUCACCAGACAAGAAGAUCAGGAUGGAGAAUGGAGUGGAAACCACGAACAGUGCGUCUCAGGACAGGACCUCAGAUUGUAUCGGUUCCGAGGGAGCAAGAAGCUUGAAAUUUGAACAGCACUUUGAAACAGAAAAUGAAGGAAUGCCAUCGCUAACAGCAGAGUCGAACCAGUGCCGGCAGGAACUGACGAGUGAGAAACCCCACAGCCCAGCCCCAGCAGCUCUUCCCACUCCCCUGAAGGAAGAAGAGGACACAAUGCCCCUGAUUGGGCCGGAAACCUUGGUGUGCCACGAGGUCGACCUGGACGAUUUGGACGAUAAGGAUAAGACCAGUGGUGAGGACGUGGUUGUUGAGACCUCUGACUUGAACUCUCUUGUGUCUGUGCUACCUGCCCUACCUGCGGUCGCGCAGCAUGCCUUCUCCGUGGCUUCCCCACUGACCCUCAGCCAAGAUGAGUCCCGUAGCGUGAAAAGUGAGAGCGACAUGACGAUCGAGGUGGACAGCAUCGCAGAAGAAUCCCAAGAAGGUCUCUGUGAUAGGGAGGCAGCCAAUGGGUUUGAAGCCAGCAGUGCCUCUGGUCCUUGUAGUGUCAUGGUUCAGGAGAGAGAGAACAGAGAGAAGGGCCAGAAAAGACCAAGCGAUGGAAACAGUGGAUUAUUGGCAAAAAAGCAAAAGCGGACCCCAAAGCGAACCAAUGCUGUAGCCAAAAGUGAGAAGAAUGGGCCAGGACAAAGUAGUGACAGUGAAGAUCUCCCCGUCCUAGACAGCUCCAGCAAAUGUUCCCCAGUCAAGCACCUUCCUGGAUCUAAGCCACAGAAGCCUGCUCGAUCUCCUGCGAGAAUAUCCCCUCACAUCAAAGACGGAGAGAAGGAUAAACACAGAGAAAAACAUGCCAACUCAUCCCCGCGGACAUAUAAGUGGAGCUUUCAACUCAAUGAAUUAGAUAAUAUGAACAGUACAGAGAGGAUCUCUUUUCUCCAAGAGAAACUACAGGAAAUCAAAAAAUAUUAUAUGUCCUUGAAGUCAGAAGUUGCCACCAUAGACAGGAGAAGAAAAAGGUUAAAAAAGAAAGACAGAGAAGUGUCUCAUGCUGGCGCCUCCAUGUCAUCGGCUUCGUCAGACACUGGGAUGAGUCCCUCAGCGUCGUCUCCCCCGCAAAACGUGCUUGCAGUGGAGUGCAGGUGAUGACCGUCUGCACGCCCUGCCAGCGGUUUGCUGCCAUGGACACGGUCCCCCAGAUGCUGAAAUCCAACCCCGAAAGCACUCAACUGCUCUCACACCGCUAAGUAUACCGGCCACGCUUCUCCAGGCUGAAUCCGACCUCUUCCCUUCUUGUUUUCUUUUUAUCCUUUUUGCAAAGCCAAUAAGCAGAUUCAUAAUCGACCGUUAAGCAGCCUGUCUUACUUCUCCUGUGUGUGUGUGUGAGAGAGAGAGAGAGAGAAAGAGAG
Ochotona princeps (American pika) is the source of this 4179-nucleotide messenger RNA. RefSeq names its product AT-rich interaction domain 4A (gene ARID4A). Gene Ontology annotation, cellular component: nucleus. Gene Ontology annotation, biological process: regulation of transcription by RNA polymerase II. The record is from RefSeq and is a predicted model, not a curated record. The coding region runs from base 125 to 3916 and encodes 1263 amino acids. The transcript is spliced from 23 exons. Gene Ontology annotation, molecular function: transcription cis-regulatory region binding. NCBI's taxonomy places the organism in Eukaryota, Metazoa, Chordata, Mammalia, Lagomorpha, Ochotonidae.